UACGUGCGACCGCCCGCGGCCGAGGACGACCGUCGCGCUACGCGCUAUACUCCGCUUAUUACGCAGUAGCGACCAUCGCCGACCGCGUGGACACUUCCGAACAACUUUUGGUGCAAGUUUAUGAAAACCCACAACUGUGCAAAGUGCUAAUCGAACACUCAGUGAACUCUUGACAGUGCGAAAAAGUUAUAAAGUGCUCGAACUCGGAAGGACGCCUGAAUUUGCGCAGCGGCCAAAUAUUGGGACCGGUGACGAUCGUAGGCGACACGAAACGCGGUGUUACGGGCCACGUUACAAGGUUAUCGCGCCUCUAGCCCGCCAGUGAUGAAUUGGAAAAUCGGCGUAUAGCUGCUCACGUGGUUUGCGCCCCGCCCCCGCCGCGCUCCGCGCUUAUAUUUAGCGAAAAUCACCUCUCGGGAACGGCCCGACGGCCGACGCUCUGCGUACGGCGCUGUUUAUGAACGUUACCGAGAUACCACAUGUUAUUGGCUUCGAAUAACGAGAGCCGAUAACGAGAAGACAGAUAACCUCCCGGUGGAGCUGGGGUCCGACGACGUUCUGGAAAUAGAAAAAAAUCAGAAACGAGAGCGCACUGUGAUGCUAACGGCCAAAGUCGGCACGCACCGCUGAGCGUGCGGAUCGUCACAGCUACCGAAAAAUUCCACUGAGCCGCUGUGUAGAGAGGCGGAGAUGUCUCUUCAGGCGGGCGGGAGCUACACCAACCUGUGGUCGUCCCAGACGGCGCUGCAGGAGCUGGAGGGAGGCAUGGCGGAGUUGGAGCCGCUGGGGGAGCUGGCCGAGGUGGGCUUCGAGCCCCAGCCGCGCGCGCGCUCCAACACGUGGCCGCUGCCGCGCCCCGACAACUUUGUCGACCCCGAGGACGCCGGGUCCAAGAAGAACUCCAACACCAACCUUUCCGGUGCCCCUCCCCUCCCCACAGCGGUGGGGAAGAAGAACUCGUCCCGACGCAAUGCCUGGGGCAACCUCUCUUACGCUGAUCUCAUCACCCAGGCCAUCACCUCGGCGCAGGACAACCGACUCACGUUGUCGCAGAUCUACGAGUGGAUGGUCCAGAACGUGCCAUAUUUUAAGGAUAAGGGCGAUAGCAAUUCCUCAGCUGGAUGGAAGAAUUCGAUCCGGCAUAACCUGUCGCUGCACAACCGGUUCAUGCGGGUGCAGAACGAGGGCACGGGCAAGUCGUCCUGGUGGAUGAUCAACCCUGACGCCAAGCCCGGCAAGUCUGUGCGGAGACGGGCGGCGUCCAUGGAGACAUCGAAGUUUGAGAAGCGAAGAGGGAGGGUGAAGAAGAAGGCGGAGGCGUUAAGAAAUGGCGCCACAGCCGACGCGACUCCCAGCCCCAGCAGUUCCAUCUCCGAAAGUCUCGACAUGUUCCCAGAAUCACCCAUGCACAGCAGCAAUUUCCAGCUGUCGCCAGCGAACGCGGAGACGUUCCGACAACGCGCGUCGUCCAACGCGUCGUCUGUCGGCCGCCUGUCGCCGAUCCCGUCGCUCGUCGCCCAGGAGCCGGACUGGGUGGACUACGCGGCGAAUACCGACUACGGGACGGACUACGCGAACACGGAUUUCCAAGAGUACGCUCCGGCGGCCGAGCUGGCGGGGUCGCUGGCUGACUCGAUGAAGUUGCAGGGAGCCGAUCCAUUCCUAAACACGUACGUGCCAACAACGUCAUCGUCAUCGACCGGCUACCGCUACUCGUACUCGUGCCCGCAGCACCUGCACGGCGGCUGCGCGUGCGCGUCGAUGUUCAGCCACCCCGCACAUCCCGCGCAUCCCACGCAUCCACACGCGCUGGACCACUUCGUCAGGCCGCCGCCACCGGCUGAUCCCGCUGAUAUUAUGCAUACAGAAAACAGCCAAUCGCAAAUGGUAACAACGUCGGACGCGGCGUUAAUGAACGGCGGUAUGAUGGUGCAGACGGCCAUGCCUACCACCGUCAUGGGGCAGAUAAUGGGCGCGCUCAACACGGGGCUGGUGGAGGACCUCAACCUCAACAUUGAGUCGCUGGAGCACAGCUUUGACUGUGAUGUUAAUGAGGUGAUAAAACACGAGCUCAGCAUGGACGGCUCGUUGGACUUCAACUUCCCGCAGCAGCAGCAAGCCAUGGCCGCGGAGGCCGACAGCCAGUUCGCGGCGCCCGCGCCGCCCGUGCCCACCACGCUCUCCGGCGGCGGCGCGCCCCGCACGCCCUACUCCGCGACCCCCUCCUGGGUCCACUGAAAACCCCAAAAACGACUACACGGACAGUUACCUACUUAUUGACUACCAGAGGUUGUUAUCUGAGUUAAUUUUCCUAUUAAGUUCAGUUUUUGUUACUUCGGCAUUAAAGUCAAGAUUUUUUGUUCUAUUGUCAUGUUAACUAAUGUUAGAAUUUUAUUGUUUAGUGUAAUAAGUGGACCGUUACCGCUCGUUGUUGAAGUGUCA
This is a messenger RNA of Cydia amplana, 2442 nucleotides long. It is a transcript of the gene foxo, whose product is annotated as forkhead box protein O. Gene Ontology annotation, biological process: regulation of transcription by RNA polymerase II. Gene Ontology annotation, molecular function: DNA-binding transcription factor activity, RNA polymerase II-specific; RNA polymerase II cis-regulatory region sequence-specific DNA binding. NCBI's taxonomy places the organism in Eukaryota, Metazoa, Arthropoda, Insecta, Lepidoptera, Tortricidae. The transcript has 8 exons. Gene Ontology annotation, cellular component: nucleus. The record is from RefSeq and is a predicted model, not a curated record. The coding region runs from base 691 to 2238 and encodes 515 amino acids.